CCCCCGGGUAUUUUCAUGUCAUGUCUUCCUUCACUUCCAACCUCCAUAGAUCCAGUUCAGAGCGUGAGCAUGGCAGACACAGAAGCCUCCGGUACUGUCGUCCAUCCUUCCCGUUCCCGCCGUCGACGCUCCUCCAUCUUACACGGUGCAACCGUAGCUAUCCUCUUCUUUGUCAUCAUAUUUGCCUACCUUUAUCUUUAUCUGUAUCUUUAUCUUGUGCUUCAUCGCUCCGUUAGGUAUGGUAUUGCAUCGCUAGCCAUUGAGAUAGUAGCCUACCUUGCCGUCGCCUGCCUGUACAUCUGCAACUCGGUUCGGCAGGAGAAGCUCAUCUCCGCUGGCUUUCUUCUACUUCUCCUGCUCGUCUUCCUCCUCUCAUCUAUUGGAGUUCGCACCUCCAGGUUUCGCAUCGACUUCGUUUUCGGGGCCAAUAUUGUGGCUGUAUCCUCCUACUGCGUCUGGAAGUUUAACUAUACUUCUUCGAUGAGCAAAGUGAGAAGAACCAUCUCACAUGUUGCAAUCGUAACUAUCCUAUUAUCUGUGGUCAUAUUUGACUAUGUUUGUCGUUUCUACCCUAUAAGCUAUUAUCCAGAUUCGUAUUCUCUUCCUGAUUACUACAGAGACGGUGCAAUACGGCUACUCAUUCAGUUGGUAGCCUACGCCGCCAUCGGCUGCCUAUACAUCUGCAACUCCUCCACUAGGAAGAUGAAAGUCGUCUCUGCUGCUUUUCUUGUGCUUGUUCUGGCUGUCUCCCUUCUCUCCUCGAUUAACAACGACAAUGAUCGUUUCGGAUACAUCUUCGUGGCAAAUAUCGUGACUAUAUCCUUGUAUUGCAUCUGGAAGCAUUACCUUGCGAUACUGGUGACACUGGCUUGGCUCCAACGAUGGCUUUCUGAAGAAGAAGAAGCAGCAGCUGCCGCCAUGGCCCCAAGCAAACGACUGGCACGGGGAGAGGAUGAAGAAGCAGGGCUUCUCAAACCCUUGGACCUUGACCUAGUGGAAUCCGGCCCACGGCAGUUCUCUUACAGUGAGCUCGCCGCCGCCACCAAGAACUUCUCUGACGACCGGAGACUCGGCAGCGGAGGCUUUGGAUCCGUGUACCGCGGGAUCUUGACAACCGACGGCAGGAACCGCUGCGUGGCCGUCAAGCGGGUGUCCAAGACCGCGCGGCAAGGCUGGAAGGAGUUCGUCUCCGAGGUGGUGAUCAUCAGCCGGCUGCGGCACCGCAACCUGGUGCAGCUAAUCGGCUGGUGCCAGGGCAGCGGCAACAAGCUCCUCCUCGUCUACGAGCUGAUGCCCAACGGCAGCCUCGACGACCACCUCCACAGGCCGGACAGCGUGCUGAUGUGGCCGGUCAGGUACGGCAUCGCGCUCGGCGUCGGCGCCGCGCUGCUGUACCUGCACGACGACGCCGAGCAGCGCGUGGUGCACCGAGACGUGAAGCCCAGCAACGUGAUGCUGGACGCGUCGUUCAACGCCAAGCUCGGCGACUUCGGCCUAGCGCGCCUCAUCGACGACGGCCGCCGCUCGCACACCACGGGCGUCGCCGGCACGUUCGGGUACAUGGACCCGGAGUCCAUGCUCGCCGGGAAGGCCAGCGUCGAGUCGGACGUGUACAGCUUCGGCGUCUUCCUCCUAGAGAUCACGUGUGGGCGUCGGCCGGCGGUGCUCGUGAGAGAGGAGGACUACGUCCACCUGGUGCAGUGGGUCUGGGACUCGUACGGUGGCGGAAGCAUCCUCGACGCGGCCGACCCGUGGCUCGGCAACAACUUCAACAGCCAGGAGAUGGCGUGCGCGAUGCUCGUCGGCCUCUGGUGCGCGCACCCAGACCGCAGCCUGCGUCCCACGAUCCGGCAGGCCGUCAAUGUGCUGCGGUUCGAGGCGCCGCCGCCGAGACUGCCCGCCAAGAUGCCGGUUGCGACGUUUGGGCCACCGGCGGCUCAUGCUUCCGGCUCAACAACGUCGUCUGCAGAAGCACUGAUGACCUGGGGCAGUAGCCUGCCAACCAUGGCAAUGGCAGCGUCAUCACUCGACAUCGAGCAUUCCAGCACGAAAACAUCUUGAUGUAAUGGCAAGCAACACAUUGUGGAUUUUUAUGUCCGAAUUAUUUUUAUUUUUAUGGGCCGGGGGAUGGUUCAUC
Molecule: messenger RNA, 2137 nt
Organism: Zea mays
Lineage: Eukaryota; Viridiplantae; Streptophyta; Magnoliopsida; Poales; Poaceae
Exons: 1
Coding region: 16-2061 (681 amino acids)
Biological process (GO): protein phosphorylation
Molecular function (GO): ATP binding; protein kinase activity
Source: RefSeq, marked validated